AUUUGCCUCGUGGACCAGCUGUACUCGAAUGGAUGAUUUGUCCGUUGUUGCAUGAAACAACUUGACUCGCCUGGAGGAGAUGAAGGUCUUUAUUAGCUUUCAACACUCGUAAUGCAGCCAUCCUCUGCGAAGUGGUAGCGACGAAGCAUGGGGCGUAUGCGAGCCAACGACAACACAAGACGCUUGACAUGGGGAGUAAAAUGUCCUUCAGCAGAGCAAGCAGUGACCAAAAUACAGUCUCCGAUUUAACGUCUGUGGCAUCGCAUCCUCGCAAUUCUGUUCAUGCGCCUUUGGACUGCAAGCAGAUACCUGAACACAAGAGAGGCUGCGAGGAGGACCUGGACUCUAAGUGGGGGAAGGAAAUGAAAGCAGCAGAGCUGACUCGACCUGCGCCUGAAUCCCACUCAUCGGGGCACGUGGAGUCUGGUGUCCGAGCCAACUCUCAAACAGUCAAUUGUCAACACGGUGAGCCCGUACCUUUAGAGGCAGGGAUGGAAGGAAAGGCUCAACCUCCUGCAAUCGUGUGCAGCUCUACUACAGACAAUCACGGGCACCCUGUACACGUCCGCAGGAAGCCCGGCCGCCCGCGCAAAAUAAAAGCGCCCUCGACUGAAGGCAAAAACAAUCUUGCUUCGGCUGUUUAUGAUGCCGUUCAACAUAAAGAGAUCAGCACGACGAUUGCUUUACCACGAGACGGCCCCUUAAACAAUAAUUCACCUCAUAAUGAGAUGCCUGGUCUUCAUAUUGUUUCUGAUGGUAGGGUAACAGAGAGUGUCCCUGUGCUGACAAAGAGAAAAAGAGGCAGACCAAGAAAAAAGGAGAUUGUAGCGUUUGAGACUUUGGUUGUUAAAGCUGCUGCUGCCGAGGCUCCUGCUGUUUCUGUGAAUAAUGCCACAGGUCUUGCAGGGCGACUGAGGAGUCGAGGUGAACUAAACCCCUCAAAACAGGAAGAAAUACUGGAACCAAAACACAGCAUAGACGCCAAGCCAACUGAAGUGACGCCGACAGAACAAAGUAAUACAUUGACCCCUCAAAGUAUUAAAAGAAGGAGGUCUAAACCGGCUGAUCAGCAAGUUCCAGCUAAAGUGUGCCGGCUGGAAGUUUCCCAGAGGACCUCGUCAACGUUGAUCAUCAACACCAGGUGUGGGGAGAGAGCAAGGACAGAUAAGCAGGUUGAACAAAACGCUUGCAAGCAAGAGGCUGAUUCAGAUGGAAAGACCGGUCCCCUCCGCCAGCACGAGGAGCAGACGGAGUCAAAGGAAGGUGCAUCAGCGCAGGGAAGUUCACAGCCAGCUGAGCCUGAAGUUAUUUCUUUGAGUAGUCUAAAGUUGGCCGAAGAGUCCCGAUCGAAAAGCAGCCUUGAGUCCUCCGGCACAGAUGUGGUAACGUCCUCUAAACAAGCAGCUAAAGCUUUUGCAGUCCCACCUGCCGUGAAAGCUGAGAGUAUUCAGAUAGAGUUGGAUCAUUUAAAUCCUUCAAAUGGGCCUAAAUCUUUACCCUGCAUUGCUAACACCUCGGUUGAAGCUCAAGGUCCAAACAGGGCUUUCCGGCGCAAGAAAGGCGGCAAGAGGAGGAGGAGGAUAAUAAGGAAUGUCUUGUUGCAGAGAGAGCAGCCUGUAGAGGCUCAUGAAAGCAGUGAGGACACUCCACAAAAUGCAGACUAUGGUGGCGAGUAUAAGGAGGCCAACUCUAAUGUCAGCCAUGUAAAAAGGGGGGGCAAAACUCUUUUGAAAUGUGGUUUCUGUGGUCAAACCUUCAAAUUUCUAUCCCAGUUCAUCAUACACCAACGCGUUCAUACAGGAGAACGGCCUUUCAAAUGCCCUGAAUGUGACAAAGGUUUCAGCAAAAAUUCUAACUUAAAUCUUCAUCUCAAGACACACAAGAAGUGCAAAAUAUAUCAAAAAUGUCCAUUUUGCAAGAUCAAAUUCUCUUGCUCCGAGUAUUCCUCUCAUAUGAAAAUGCAUGCUCAAAUGGACACUGAGAACAGCACAACUGACAAACACAGCACGAGGGAAGACCACGAAGACAACGAGGGACUCCAUAGACCCGUUUCACAGGAGAAGAGGGAAAACAAAGUGUGCCAAUAUUGCGGUAAAACGUUCCAGUUUCUGUCGGCCCUCAUAAGACACGUGCGCGUCCACACCGGAGAGAAGCCUUAUAAAUGUGACGUCUGUGGCAAAGCCUUCGGUCAGGCCUACUUCCUCCGCGUUCACGAGCUGACGCACUUGUCCGUGAAGCGCUUCAACUGCACGCGCUGUGAAAAGGCGUUCACCCAUUACAGCAACGCGAGAAACCACAGGUGCCGACCCCCGAAGGGCAGCGAGGCCUCCGAGCCGAGCCGACGCCACAAGCCCGCGCUGACCUACACGUGCCACAUCUGCAAGGACGUCUUGGACCAACUGCAGGAGUUCAACAGCCACAUGAGAGCCCACGCCGGGGCGAAGCUUUACCGCUGCUUGUACUGCGACAAGCUGUUUGGCGUGCUGUCUGAAUUUGUUGCCCAUCGCGGCCGGUGCCGAGGAGAGCGCAGCGUCUCCGGCCCGGCGAAGGAGCACGAGACCAUGUCGCUGAUAGAGUACACGGUGCCGUCGCUGCGGUGUUCAUCGGCGCCCAAUCCAGCGCCGGCUCUCGCGGGCGCCGAUGCCGCCGAGGCGCGCAAAACGACACCGCAGGCCGCUCCCAGGAAGCGCUCGGCCGCGGCCAAGAAGCCGUUCCAGUCGGCGGCUGGCCGCCCGACUCCCCUGGUGUCGAAGUUGAACAGGCUAGACAACCGCUCGGACCCCAAGAGAUACCUCUGCCCGAGCUGCGGGCGCCUGUUCAGACACAUGGGCAGACUGCGAGCCCACAUGCUCACGCACGCCACGCGUCAAAGCUACACGUGUGCCUGUUGCGGCAAGACCCUGGCGACCUGGAGGAAGCUGUGGCACCACCAGAGAGUCCACCGACAGAGGCGCGGACGCUUCACGUGCCCUCGUUGCGGCCAAGGCUUUCGGUUCGUGCAUUCGUAUAAGCAGCACAUGAGCGAGCACCCAGAGUUCCAGUGGAUUGAUGUCAGGCCCCGGAAGGUGUUUCUGCCUUAUCAAUGUGAGCAGUGCAGGUGCAGCUUCAAGACUCUAGAUUUGCUCUUCAGUCACCAGCUUUGCCAUUCCUCGCCACACAAGGAGUCUGAGUUUGAUUUAUCCGUAGAUGAUCAUACACAGAUGUCGUUCCCUCCCACCGACCACCGCGCGGCUUCGUUGCAUUUGGAUCCUGUGGAAAACCACGAUGGUUCUCUCGGCCCCUUCCCCAAACGUCCCGACAGAUCAACGCAAGAGUCGCCUCAAGCUCCCACAAUGCCCAUCGUCAAAAGCAACGGUCCUGGCAGCACACAAUCGAUCCACGAUGGAGAAGCCGGUGGUGAUAUAAUAGAUGAAAAAACGUUUGGUGAAACAAUUUAUCCGUCGAGAACUGUGAAAAGACACAUUAGCCCAAAUUGCAGCGUACCGAAUGAGGCGUCUGCAGACGGCGUUAAGUGUGCGGUGUGUGGCGAUGCAUAUGCUGGUAUUUCAGACCUUUAUCACCAUUAUUUGCAGCAUGCGAGAGGCCAGUUGUGAUGAGCCAAAUGGAGUUACCCCUUUUGUGUUCAUGGUCACAGAACUCCAUAAAUACAGAACUGCCUGGUGAGGUUACGGGAAAUAAAAUGCAUCAGAAAUCAUUUGGAAUAUUUGUUUACAACCAUUUGUUAAUCCUGUCAUGCCUGACUGUUUACAGAUUAUGAAUUAGGGGUAUUUUUGUUUUUCAUUUAGUUUAUGUAAUUACAUUUCUGUCCAUCCACGUGUCAAAAAGAUGCUCCAAAUAUUUUGUACAAUUCGUGCAUUGACGGCAGCAAGAAUCACUGUUUUUAAAUGGCUUUAUAUGGAAAAUAUGUUUGAAAAAACUUUGCCAUUAAACCUUCUGGCAACUUUAUUGUGUAACAGGAAAGUACCCUGCACUGGUCAGGGGGGAGGAUGGCACACAGACUUCCUUCCUUCCUUCCAAAAAGAAGUGGUGAUUUUACGCAGUUCGAACUCCUCCUCUUGGUAUUUCAUUUUUGACCAAUGGUCAUUUUUGUUUAAAUGUGGUCAUUUCAAAUCAUGCAGUUUUUAUCUUGUCAUUCAUUAUGUUGAUGUGAUUUGUUUUCAGACUGGUUUGCUCUCCAACAAAGACAUGUAUUAACAUUUUGCAUUUACAUUAAAAGCAAAUAUGGGCUCUAUAUGAACUGCACAAGCACAGGACAUAUAAUGGCAUUGAACACAUUUUCAAAACCUUUUGAAAAUUUGUCAUGCUUCAAUAUACGUUUGAUUUUGUUAUCGUCUUAAUACCAAUAAAGGCCAUUUUUAUAUUGAUAUGUGUACAUGUUCAUCAUUCAUCAUUAUUGCUUGGCAAAAGAAGUAACUUGUGAAUUAACUUCACAACAUUUAACG
Molecule: messenger RNA, 4442 nt
Organism: Pungitius pungitius (ninespine stickleback)
Lineage: Eukaryota; Metazoa; Chordata; Actinopteri; Perciformes; Gasterosteidae
Product: zinc finger protein 37
Exons: 3
Coding region: 189-3593 (1134 amino acids)
Biological process (GO): regulation of transcription by RNA polymerase II
Cellular component (GO): nucleus
Molecular function (GO): RNA polymerase II cis-regulatory region sequence-specific DNA binding; DNA-binding transcription factor activity, RNA polymerase II-specific
Source: RefSeq, a predicted model, not a curated record